AUGGAUCAAGCAAAGCUGGCGCGCAUGCAGCAUGGAAAGGGUACCCCGCGAAGGAAGGUCAAGAAGGUGCACAAGAGCGCCGGUACCGACGACAAGAAGCUCCAGGGCGCGCUCAAGAAGCUCAAUGUUCAGCCUAUUCAGGCCAUUGAGGAGGUGAACAUGUUCAAGACUGAUGGAAACGUCAUCCACUUCUCGGCACCAAAGGUCCACGCCUCCGUGCCCGCCAACACCUUUGCCAUCUACGGCAACGGCGAGGACAAGGAGCUCACCGAACUUGUCCCCGGCAUCCUCAACCAGCUCGGCCCCGACUCGCUCGCGUCGCUGCGCAAGCUCGCCGAGAGCUACCAGAGCAUGCAGAAGGAGAAGGGCGAGGACGACAAGAAGGACGACGAGGAUGAUGACGACAUUCCUGACCUCGUUGCUGGCGACAACUUCGAGUCGAAGGCCGAGGUUGAGUAA
This is a messenger RNA of Didymosphaeria variabile, 459 nucleotides long. RefSeq names its product Nascent polypeptide-associated complex subunit beta (gene EGD1). The transcript has 3 exons. Gene Ontology annotation, cellular component: cytosol; nascent polypeptide-associated complex. Lineage: Eukaryota; Fungi; Ascomycota; Dothideomycetes; Pleosporales; Didymosphaeriaceae. The coding region runs from base 1 to 459 and encodes 152 amino acids. The record is from RefSeq and is a predicted model, not a curated record.